Exophiala aquamarina CBS 119918 is the source of this 798-nucleotide messenger RNA. RefSeq lists its product as uncharacterized. The transcript is spliced from 2 exons. The record is from RefSeq and is a predicted model, not a curated record. Lineage: Eukaryota; Fungi; Ascomycota; Eurotiomycetes; Chaetothyriales; Herpotrichiellaceae. Bases 1 to 798 code for a protein of 265 amino acids.
AUGGAGCAAGCAGCAAACUGCACCGUUCGCCGCGCGACCGUCCUUAGCGUCUCACCACAACCUCAGGUUCUCGCUGACUUUUGGACCUACUUGACGACCUCAGAGGAGGUGUUCUCGACACAAGUAUCACGGGAUCGUCUCUCAGAGCGCCUGCGAGAUCUCCUGCUAAAGCAAAUCACGCUGAUUGGGGCGCCGCAGGUCCUGGGCGCAUUGAUCCCGCUCGCAAAGAGGCAGCUCGCAGACCAAGGAAGAACCGCUGAGGAGGAGAGGGGCGAGUUGGAUUUGGAGCAGUGGUCCAACACCAGCUUCGCGCACCUACACACCCGAGGAAUCGAAGGCAUCACUUCGAUCUACGGAACAUUGUGGCAACGGAUCUUCAGCACAUUUGGUCCCUACCGACCGCAAAUGGGCAUGCACGAACUGGCGAUCGUGUACGGGCUAUAUCUCUCUGACUUCACCAUCCUAUCAGCUCUCGAGACCGAACUCACCGUCUACACAUCGAUCCAGUGUCAAGGGCACCGCGGGCCGAGCUUGUGGCACGUGCGGGGAAUGGGCCGCGUGCUGGGAGCGAGGGGCUCGGAUGAUGGGAAUGAGAAGGUCCGGCGCGUCAAGGAUGUUCUUAGGGGGAUCAAGGUGGCAGUGAUGAAAGCUGUCGAGUUCUGUGGGCCUGAAAUGGUCCAGCGGAGUAGACUGGAUGGCGGGUCGGACGGGCUGCAGGGCUGGCCUAAUGUUGGCGACGUCGUGAGGGAGCUGGGCGGCUGGGGCGAUGAUGAGGUCGAAGCACAGCAGACCGUUUAA